AUGACAAGGCAUGGGUAUAGGAAGAUCUCACAAGACGACGAAAAAACUCCGCAAAAAGUUGGCUUUGUUUCUUAUGUUCUCUUCCUAUGGAUGAACAGUGUCUUCAGGACAGGUAAACAUCGAGCGUUGGAGCAAAGUGAUUUCUUACCUCUUUCAAAAGAAAAUAGUACUUCAUUCCUAACCCAAAAUCUUCAAGAGAACUGGAGGAAGGAAGAGAGAAAAUGCCAUGAAACUCCGCGAGGACGACCAAAGCUUUGGAAAAGCGUCAUAAGAACAAUCUCUUUUAGGGAACUAACGAUCCUCAUUUGCAUGGGUAUUUUUCGCUCAUUCUUCCGUAUUCCCCUUCCUCUGCUCCUUGGAUAUCUAAUUGCAUCGCUGAUGUCUUCUGAGCCACAGCAGGAAAUGUUUCUCUAUGGUUGUGCGCUGGCUCUUUUUAUCAGCGCCUUGAUGGAAAGAGUGACAGCUCAAAUGAUUAUGUACAGAUGUGAAUUACUGGGAAUAACAAUGAGUACUGCACUUAAAGGUCUUGUUUAUCAUAAGGUAGGUAUUCUUACUUAUAGAAAAUGUAGAGCAUGUAAUAAUUUAGUCGAAAAGCAAAGGUCUCAGUCGAAUAACUGUUUUAAUAAAAACGCACACAACUGCUGAUGUAUACCUCUGUACCUGAUGUAUAACUCUAUACCAACCAGCUUUCAUUUGCAUUGGUUUAACAACGACCGGAAAACAAAAGUAACUUUCGCUUCAAACAAUAACAUGAUUUACAACUUCAUGCCAGUGGAUGAAUAUAAAAUAAUGAGCGCUGUGUAAUUUUCAAUGUCCUUCAAUAGAAAAGUAGACAUUCUGAAAGUUUACAAAGCUUUGCACAGUCUGAAGUAGUCCAAACUGAAACGUUUUCAUGUGGAAAUUAAUCUGUCCGCAUAGGGAAUGCAAGUGAAAAAAGCAUCCAUAGCCACUCAGGUCGACUUUUUUUUUUUUUUUUUUUUUGUAAAAUGUGCCAACUUGUUUGAUCGCGGAUGCGUAAAAGGAUUUAAGACAAGAUCUCAGCGCUUCAGUUUGGGACUGUGAAGCUAAUAUGAAAGGUCAGUGACACAAAGACCGCUUAAAUUUCCGUACGAACCUUGAUGUAUAUUUACCGACCGAAUUAAAAUAGCUUUUUCGACGGGAUAUUGGAAUCGCUAGUCGUAGGCUCUUGGACAAACCAAUCUUUUUCCGCCAUCUCUUCACGGCUAACUCACAGAAAAUUUCUUUUCACUUCGCUGAUAAACUCAUUGACCAUAUUUGUCGGUUUUGGGUUAUGAGCUCGGAACUUCGUCAUUAGGUCAUAACAUGACUCCAUGCAGCCAAUAAGAAGGCUAUAAACUCAAUAUCCGUGCUCCAUUUUUACUGGAAAAAAAAAUUACUCCUCUUUUUUAGACACUUCUACUCAGCAAAGACGCAUUGUUCCAGUACACAACAGGAAAAGUGAUUGACCUGGUUUCCAACGAUGUUCAGCGAUUGGAAGGAGAGACUAUCAAGUGGAUCUUUUUGGGUUCCAUUUCAUUUAUUGAGCUCCUGACUCUACCGUUUUUAAUGGUUUAUUUCAUUGGCUGGCAGUCUCUCAUGGGAGUAUUCUUUUUGUACCUCCUCCUUCCAUAUUUCGUCUUACUGUCCCAAGGAGGUGCUGUUCUGCGCUUGCGUACAGCGGCGGUCUCUGACCAACGCAUCUCUCUAAUGAAUCAGAUUGUUUCAGGGAUACGCACUAUCAAAAUGCAUGCGUGGGAAGAUGAAUACCGGCAAAAAAUCAAGAAACCACGAAGGUGUGUAAAGAUAUUAUGAAACUGAUAGUUGUAUACUGAACCCAAGUUUUAUGCAGGCUGUUUAAUGCGCUCUUAGAUGAAGUAAUGUUGUUCUUGUUCCUACUCGAUUCCAAUUUUACUUUUUGCCGCUGUUUCCAUAUUUCCUGCGAAAUGAGUUAUCUGCCAGUAGUUGGCAUAAUCUUUAGAUAGCGAAUCAAAGAGAUCACCAAGAACACCAAGACCCCUUAGUAUGUAUGUCACUCUCAAUUGUUCUCAAAAUAUCCCAAUUUUGCUCUUCCUUUUUUUUUCAGAGAUGAAAUUUCCAUUAUUCAAAAGAAAUGUGUUCUACGCGCAGGUGUUUUGGCCCUCAGAUUCACUUCGGUUAUCAUUGCAACAUUGUUGUCUGUCAUUACCCUUGUGCUGACUGAGGAAACUCUUACACCAGUCAAUGUCUUUGUGUUGGUUUCAUUUAACAACAUGCUCACAUUAUGUAUCGGCACUUACCUUGGGCUUGCCUUGUUAGAGGGAUACGAAGCUUAUGCCUCGCUUGGUAGAAUUGAAGAAUUUCUCCUUUUGAAAAAUUUGCGAGUCAUUUCAAGAGAUCGCUCAAGCCAAAAAGAAACAGAAAUUGAAGCAGAAAAGCCAUCUGAGAUGAAGAGAAAUUCAUUAGAUUGCCAGAAAAAACGGAGAGAUCUUUCCACAGCUGAUGAAUUGCAAGAUCAAACGUCAUUACGUGUGAGAAGUUUGGCGUACAAGCAAGCGGAGCGACAAGACUCCUACAUUCUUCAAGAUAUCGAGUUUUGCACUCCUGUUAGUAGUUUAACAGUCAUCACCGGGCCAGUUGGUAGUGGGAAAUCUACUCUUCUAUCAGUGAUCGCUGGUGAAGUUCCAUGCACACACGGAGAAGUGUCAUGCCGAGGAACUUUAGCGUAUGUUCCGCAGACGGCUUGGGUAUUCUCUGGAACCAUACGAGACAACAUUUUGUUUGGUCUGUCAUACGAGGAGCAAAAGUACACCAGAGUUAUUGAAGCUUGCGCUCUAGCUGACGACAUCCAGCAGUUUCCUAGCACCGAUCAAACAGGCGUCGGCGAGCGCGGUGUUGUUCUGAGCGGAGGCCAGCGGGCAAGGGUAAGUUUAGCACGUGCAGUGUACGCUGAUGCAGAUCUGUACGUUUUGGAUGAUCCUCUGAGUGCCGUAGACUUCAAAGUUGGACAACACAUAUUUGAAAAAUGUGUCAAAGAACUACUAAGAAAUAAAACUCGGAUGAUGGCCUCUCAUCACAAGGAUCACAUGAAAGAUGCCGAUGAAGUGAUCGUGUUAUAUAAGGGCCGUAUGCUGGAAAGGGGAGGUUUCCUUGAGUUACAAGACAAAGGAAUCCUUAAUAACACGAUUGACCCGCCCCAUAAGAAGAUUUCAAAAGGAAGUUUAGGAGAGGAAUUUGCGAGAGAGGAAGAAAAUAAGGGUGUUGAAGCUGCUGGCAACUUGAUUGGAAUUGAAAAUCCAUCGAAAGAAACCAGGAGUCUUCUGACGCCACAAGAAGAUCGGGAAAUCGGAGUAAUUUCUUCCAAGCUUUACUGGAACUAUUUUAGAAGCGGACUGUCUACUUGGAUGAUUUUGGCGAUAACCCUUUUCACUAUAAUUGUCCAAGGUAAGACUUAGAGAGGCUUUUCCAAAUACCUCACUGUGGAUCCCUCUACUGCACAAGAUUAGCUAUAGUUUUUCACAUAAAAUUUCGACAUGGUCACUCGUAAAAGUUUCCGCACCUCGGGCGGUUAAUUUGCCUUAAAUUUGAGUUCUCAUUUGCGAUGUGUUGCUUUCUUCUGCUUGGCUAUAACCUAAUUGCUUGAAGUUAACAACAGUUAAUCGAAAUGCGCCCGAUAUAAUUACCUUAACAUGUACAAUGUAUUAAAGUAUGGGCUAAAAACUUAAAAUAUUCACCUUGCAAAGAAUUUUGGCAAAUAUUCCGUCAUACACUGGAGCCUUUUACGUAGUAUUCCAAGUGAGGUUGUUUGCCGUUUUGAAACGUCUUGAUGUGCCAUGCGGUAGCUUUAUGUUUAAGACUGAACUGAGGGAGAACCAUAGGUGCUUCACUUCAUAGCUUAUGAAAUAUCGAUGAUAAGAAAUAGGGUUUGACAUAAAUUACGGAAACAUGCGGAGCACGCAUUUGACACUGGUACUGCACUAGCCAAAAAAAUUGGAAAACCUUAUCCUUCUCACUUUCAUGCAUCUUGGGCCUAGAAGAUCUCAACAUUCACAUGCAAUAUGACCAUUAAGAAAGGCGCAAAAUUCUAAAGUGUAUUAGAUUUCAGAUGAAAUGACGGCCAUGCCACUUUCUUUUCAGGAUUAUUGGCUGCUCCUGACGUGUGGCUCUCGUUUUUGACAAAGCAACUUCCUCAAGAUCAAAAAGAUCGAUCGAGCUUAGAAGUCUACGGAUGUCUUACUGGAGUAGCACUUAUAUUUGUCUUAGCACGAACAUUUAUAUUACUCUCCUGCUUUUUGCGAUGCUCUGAGCGUCUUCAUGACAAGAUGGUCGUUGCCAUUUUGAAAGCUCCUGUUAUGUUCUUUGAUUCGAAUCCCGUGGGAAGAAUCCUUAAUCGAUUUUCUAAAGAUGUUGGUUGGUUGGACGAGCAGUUACCCAAAACGUUUCAGUCAGCGAUCGAUACAGUUUUACUUGUGUCUGCGUCAAUAAUCAUCCCGACUGUUAUGAAUCCUUGGCUAUUUUUCGUACUUGUACCGUUGAUUUUAGCCGUUAUAUACUUCUCCACGUAUUAUUUGAAGACAUCCCGGGAGCUUAUGAGGUUAGCGUCCAUAUGUCGUAGUCCAGUAUUCUCUAAAAUUUCGGAGACCCUUGAUGGACUCGACACGAUUCGAACCAGAGGGAGACAAAGUGAUUUUGUGGAGGAGUUUUACAGGUGGGUUUAUUAUACUAUUUAUUAUAAUUACCUCAAUAAGGAGGAUACAGUCCCCAGGGUGUGUCACACAGUGCCAAACAGAGGGUACUCAAAAGUUUUCGCCACCUGGAUAUUGUUGGUUGUUUGCUUAAAAAAAGGUUUACAAGCAAGAGCACCCACCUCUCUCCCCCUUGCUACACCCUUGGUCCCCACUUAUGAAAAAGGGUAGGAAUAAAGUCUACUAAAAGCUCUGACAUUUUUUCCCUCUGCUUAUUUUGGGAGAAAUAAGUGCGAUGUCCCAGUGAUUAAUGGACGUUUUUUUCGGUCCCUUAGAAGUUUAAUGGACCAAAUGACAAUACAGCCUCCUCUAAUUUUUCUUUUGUAUGUGUGUUUUCCUAAAGACAUCAUGAUGUUCUUAAUCAAGCAAACAUCUUGGUAUUGGCCAGUGGGAAAUGGAUCAGUGUGCGCUUUGAGAUUCUUGCAUCACUAUUUGUUGGUGCAGUGGCUUUAGCAGCUGUUUUGGUAUCUCAAGAUGCCGGUGAGUAUAUAGUCAAUAAACAAAACAAAGCCUAAAUCAUAAAUUUAUCUUUAAAUUAGUGAACGAAACCUCAAUAAAAUCAAAGCAGUCACAUCAGCUUCUCAGAAAUAUGGUGAUCAGUAAAAAGGCGUAUACGUAGUACAAGGCAUUCGAAUAGACCCGAGAGAAGUUUUAGAGCCACUUUAAACAGCACGUUUCCGCAUGCGAUCCAAACAGGCCUCCAUCAAAGCAACUGAAGCGAUCCUCAUAAAAGAAUUUGCCCUUGAUGAUUAACCCCUACACUGCCUUAUAUCACCUCCUACGACAAGGUCCAGUGAUUAUAAAACUUCUUUGACUAUUUGAUGUAGAAAACCAAUUAGUAACUUGUUUGGUAAGAUCUAAGUGUCCAAUUUUUCGUUCAAUCAGCUUUUGCUGGACUUGCCUUGGCCUACGUCGUCGAAAGAUUUGGGCCGGCUCAAAACGCCGUAAGAAAAACCGCGGAAGUCGAGAAUCUAAUGACGUCAGUUGAACGAGUUAUUACGUAUACCAAGCUUGAGUGUGAGUCUGGAUACAUAAUAGAACGACGACCCCCGGAAAAAUGGCCAAGUGAAGGAAAUAUCAUACUUAAAGACGUUUCAUUAGCAUAUUAUCCGGGAGGACCGCAAGUGUUGAACAACAUCAAACUCAAUAUCGAAGGAGGAACAAAGAUCGGUGUUACUGGCCGGACGGGGUCUGGAAAGUCAUCUUUUGUGGCAGCUCUAAUGCGCAUGCCUGAAUCGUGUGGUGAAAUAAUCAUUGAUGGCAUUCCAAUAAAGGCAAUCAACCUCCAGGAAACUCGACGAUGCAUAUCCGUUCUUGGCCAAAGUCCAGUGCUGUUCAGUGGUUCAUUGAGGAAAAAUCUCGAUCUCACUGAGCAGUUUACCGAUGCGGAUUUGUGGCAAGUUCUACAAGAUGUGCAAAUGAAAGAGUCAGUGGAAAGUCUUUACGGUCAACUUGAUCACGAACUGUUAGAAAAUGGUGCAAAUAUCAGUGUAGGAGAACGACAGUUGAUCUGUUUGGCUCGUGUACUGUUGCAACGAAACACGAUCAUCGUUUUGGAUGAACCCACUGCAAAUGUAGAUCCAGAAACAGAAAAAACAAUCUGGGGCGUAGUGCGUGAAAAACUGAGAGAUUCUACGGUCAUCACUAUAGCUCAUCGAUUGAACACCAUUCUGGACUGUGACAAAGUUCUAUUUUUGAAACAUGGAGAGGUAGCAGAGUUCGACAAGUUGGACACAUCAAUGAACAUAGAAGGAAGUGAGUUGGGUGAAAUGGCGUGAAUUGCAAAUAGCAAUAGAACGUAAAUAUACGUAGCUAAUUUACUGACUGGACAGUUUUUAGUAAAUGUUCUUUAACGUUACGGAAAUGGUGGGUGUUUUAUGUAAAGCUAAUAAUGAGUUAUCUCUAUAUUCAUAAAUUAAGGGAGUAUGCAUUUAGUCUUGUUCAGUUGUUGGACGAGACUGAGCUGCUGAAGGUUUAAAUUCUAUUUCAUUCUGAGUUGUUAUUACCAACAGAGGUAUGGUCUUCGAUUAAUUCGUCCGCUGAAGAGAUGAGUGUUAAGGUCAUUCUUAAUAUUACAUUAUGUUUCCUCACUGCGCAUGAUCUGACUCAUGCUCGAGGGGCGUCAAUUUUGAAAAAUUAGGUUUUUUGUUUAUGGCUAGACGCCGCUAGAGAGAAAUCGUCAUUUUCACGAAAACGAAAAACAGUGAACUAUCGUUUGAUUUGUUUUGUUUGAUUUUCUGGUGGGUUGAUAUUGAUAAGUGUAAGAGUAAAUAAGUCAGCUGAUAAUAGAAGAAAUCAACGUAUAAAUAGAAGUUAACGCUUCUCCUUGGGGAGUGUGCGACUUCCUUUUCAUUCUUCGAAAUUUAAGUUCCCAAAAAUAAAAACCACAAAGUAAAGUCUGUUAAACAUUUCAGGGCAGGUUCUAUUUCAGUGGAAUGACGUUUCUGGCUUGUUUAGCAAACGCAAGUAGUAUAGUUCUUGGGGCUUUUCACGCAUUUUCGCCGCAGUACGAUUCUAGCACAUAUUUAUCAUCUGUCAAGUCUCAGCAAGGAUAUAUUUCCACUUUCUACAACCACUUUUUAAAAUCACUGCUCAGCUACUUGAAAAAUGGUUUUUAUGAUAAACAUGUUUUGCGCUGGCUUUUUUGCAUUAUAAUCCAUAAUAUAUUUAUUAUAUUAUAGAUCCGUAGAGAUGAAAGAUUAUAAAGUGUUAAAAUCAAAGAAUUUCUAUAGUAUAAACGCAGAGAUAUAGAUAUUAAAAUGUUAAAAUCAAAGAAUUUCUAUAGUAUAAAUGCAAAGAGAUAAAGAUAUUAAAAUGUGAUAAAUUAAAGAAAUAAUAUUGACAUACAGCCCACAUGAUGACGUCAUUGAAACAUGUUGUCGAUUAGGGACUUUCCUAAAGAAAAAACGCUAAACUUUUUGUGUAAAAUUUGCAAAAAUAUUUGCCUUUGUAUUCUGUAGUCUCUGUAUUAUGCAUAUGUGUCACGCCAUCUUGGUGAAUGUAACGCUAAUCAUCAAAACAAGACACUUAAGUAAGCUUGUAGCAGCCUAAUUCGUGAUUCAUGCUUCUGAUUAUAUUCAUUUUAUGGUACAUUUGUUCGUUGUUGAAUAAUGUGAUCUUAUAAUUGACGUGUGCGAUGUUUUUGCUGAUUACAUUCUUUUUGAUACCUUUAGCAGUUUUGUCAUUGUCUUUCAUGUAACUGUACAUUUUUGAUCGUAGUAAGAUGAAUUCAGUAAUUGGUAUACCUC
This is a messenger RNA of Pocillopora meandrina, 7969 nucleotides long. The record is from the annotation of a GenBank genome assembly. Lineage: Eukaryota; Metazoa; Cnidaria; Anthozoa; Scleractinia; Pocilloporidae.